CGUCAUGUUGUCAUUAUAGGUGCAGGUGUCAUGGGCGCCUGCACAGCAUACUACCUUACGAAGAACUCAACAGACGUCGAGGUGACCUUGAUAGAGAAAACCGACAUCGCCUGUGGAGCAAGCGGUAAAGCAGGCGGUUUUCUGGCCUUUGACUGGAAUGAUGGAGCAGAUAUUGGAGAGCUUUCAAGAAAGUCUUUCGAACUACACGCCGAACUUGCACAAGAACUUGGAGGAGAAAAGUUUGGUUAUCGUCCGGUGACAGCAUAUUCAGUACUCAUACAAGCUGGCAAAGCAGGAGGGAAACGAAUAAACGAAGUUGAUUGGCUACUUGACGAGAAUGUACGGACAGUAGAAUUACUUGGUACCAAGAAGACGGCCGCACAAGUUCACCCUGGCCUUUUCACUCGACACUUGCUUGAAGUGGCUCAAAAAACGGGACGUGUCAAGAUAGAAUGUGGACAGGGUGUAAGCGAACUGAUCUACAAAAACAAGACUGUUACAGGUGUGAUUCUAGAAGAUCGCCGAGAAAUCAAAGCCGAUUCAGUGGUAGUGUGUAUGGGUCCAUGGAGCGGACAAUUACCACUAAAGGGUCGUAGCAAGCGUGGGCAGCUUCCGAUUACUGGCGCACGCGCACAUUCGGUUAUCCUUCAACCUGAAUACAAGUUUACCGCUCAAGUCCUUUUUACUGCUGUGACUGAAGGGAAAAAAUCCCAUGAACCAGAGGUCUAUCCACGCCCGGAUGGCACGGUCUAUCUUUGUGGAGCAACUGAUAAUGAACCUCUUCCAGCAUCUGCUGCUAAUGUGCCAGUUGACCCUGCUGCAACGACGCUUUUGCAAAAUUUGGCAGGCAAGAUAUCUUUGCAACUAUCCACUGACAAUGCAACACUCUUGACCGCCCAGGCAUGCUAUCUCCCUAUCUCUCGCGACAACACUCCACUCAUUGGCGCCCAUCCAGCCUAUGAUAACCUAUAUAUUGCUACAGGUCAUUCUUGCUGGGGAAUUCUUAAUGCUCCUGCCACUGGUCUAAUGAUGGCAGAACUAUUGGUGGAUGGAAAAAUAACG
This is a messenger RNA of Phycomyces blakesleeanus NRRL 1555(-), 1062 nucleotides long. RefSeq lists its product as hypothetical. Gene Ontology annotation, molecular function: oxidoreductase activity. Gene Ontology annotation, cellular component: cytoplasm. The transcript is spliced from 2 exons. Lineage: Eukaryota; Fungi; Mucoromycota; Mucoromycetes; Mucorales; Phycomycetaceae. The annotation marks the transcript as partial. The record is from RefSeq and is a predicted model, not a curated record.